Wyeomyia smithii (pitcher-plant mosquito) is the source of this 5199-nucleotide messenger RNA. Its product is annotated as netrin receptor unc-5-like. Bases 1215 to 4733 code for a protein of 1172 amino acids. Gene Ontology annotation, molecular function: netrin receptor activity. Gene Ontology annotation, biological process: netrin-activated signaling pathway; motor neuron axon guidance. The record is from RefSeq and is a predicted model, not a curated record. The transcript has 11 exons. Lineage: Eukaryota; Metazoa; Arthropoda; Insecta; Diptera; Culicidae. Gene Ontology annotation, cellular component: membrane.
GACGUCGACGACACAGCAUGCGGUUCGGGCUUGUAAUACUAUGCUUCCUUUCGCGUCAGCUGCUCUCUCCCAUCCCGCCAGCAGUGGCCACCAUCAUCACCAUGCUCGAGCGUAAUUCCCGCACACCGAGUCUGGUGCUGGUGGCCGAGAGGCUAGAACCAUAUCCAAUCGACAGCCGCGGCUCAGUCUGGUAUCGGUUCUAGUGCGCGUCGGAAGUGGUUUCUGUCGGUGGCGUUGUCGAUUCGAAGCCGUGAUCGCGUGUUGCUCUCGAGUGCGCGUAACUUUCGUUCGGGAACAGGCGGUCGUAAAUAUUAUUGUCUGGAUCGGAAUCUCCGUUUCCCCUCAGUGCUUGUUUGGCGAACAGUUUUAUGAGUUUUAUGACUGCUGGGCGAAUCGAACGGAAAGUGGAAUUUCGAGUGUCUUUGCGAUGGAUUAACUGACAUGCCGUUGCGAAACAAUUGGGUUAAUUGGAUGAACGAUUUUGUACUUUAUUAACAGUGUGAGAUCUGAGAGUUGAAUAACCGGCUCGAUUUGAACGCGGGUUGCCCGCCAUUAUAGUGCACCGAUUGCAAUGAUGUAUCCUGUGCAAUUUAUGCGGUGUGGAGUGCCAUUCAACAACGAAUAGAUAGCAUCAGAUUGAACAGUGCUGUAGUGCAAGUAUAUUCAGGAUAGUUGGGAUUUGUCCACUAUUGUGAUAUGGUGUUAAGUGUUGGUUUGGUGCAAACGAUACUACGUACUGGAGAAGGAGAAACAAGAGAGUGAAUGAGUGCAGCAGUGCGGUGAGAUUGUAAACAAGCAGAGUAACUGUAAACAGAUUGAAUUAGUAAUAAUACUCUCCGUUGUCAUCGUCUGUGAAAAAGUGAUUACUGUCGUUGGCAAACCUUGGAUACGAUUAAUAGGCAUAUUCAAUCAAUCCUAGAAGGUUUUUACGAAAGUUGACAUUGAUCAGCGCAUUCCGGCUGUGUCUCGCUUAAUGGUGUGCCGAAUCGUUCACGUCAAAUGCGACACCCUUCUGCUUGCAUAAAUUAUGAACACUUUGUCGCCAUCAAUCGCAGCCGGUCCGCUUCCGACCAUAGUCAACAACGCAAGCCAGUGUGCGCCAAGAAACAAUCGACCGAAGAUGCCUCCUGCGAAAAACUUCUGCCAUCAUCAGUAGCGUCAUAAAAGCCAGGAAAUUUGUUCAGCUGUGCCCCCAUCACUAACCCCCUCCUGAUAUGCAUGGCCAAACAAUGAAGCUUUCUUAUAAAUUAUCGUAUUUCCUCAAUCUAUAUUUCAUUUUCGCGACAACGACAGCACUUUUCGCGAGUUUGAGCGCGGCCUCUGCAGCCAAACAACAACAACAACCGCUAAGAAACGUGCCAAGCGGCAAUGUCGACCCUCAACUGACGAUAACCUCGUCCCCGUCAACGCCAUUGUUGUUGGCAAUAAAUGAAAAGGACGCACUAAGUUCACCCAGUCCGACUACUGCGAGUAGCGGUGGAUGGAAAAGUUCGUCCUCUUUUGCCAUGCGAGAUAAAUCCGGACCGGAGCGGAGUGACUUCGGUGAUGCUUCCGGAAAAUUCCUUUCACACCCCAAACCGGUUAAUCAUCAUUUUUCAUCUCCCGCUGAAUCACUGAUUUUGAGGUCGCGUGCACAGGUAGGAGAUGAACGGUUGGCUCGACCGAAAGAACAUUUCAAUAUGCUGUACGGUAGUCUCUCUCGGGAAGGUGCAAGCGAAGGUACCGGGAGUCAAACAAGUGGAACUACUCGAAACAAUCAACCGGAGAUGAGUGUUUCCAGACAGGAGGAGGACGAGUACGAUUCACGGAGUGAUAAUUAUGAGGAUGACAAAAUAUUCAACACAGCGGUUUUGGAUAAUUUUUUCGAUCGUUCAUCAACCGGAGAGGGAGGCACCUUUCUGGGCGGAGCUGAUAGAUUCGAAAGCAAAACUACCACUAAGGCUGACUAUGAGGAAGAAACUAGCGACGAGAUGGAGGAUAUCGAUGAAGAUUCAUAUGGAGAGGAAGAGGAAGGGGAUAUCUUGCCGGUGGAUAAAGCGUUCGAAAGUUUCGGCAAAAUCGGUGAGGAAUCGGGAGCGAAAGGUGAUAGUUCUCUUCCGUAUUUUCUUGUGGAGCCGCAAAGUACGCAUGUGAUAAGAAAUAAACCGGCCAUUCUUAAAUGUAAAGCUGCCAAUGUGUUGCAGGUACACUUCAAAUGCAGUGGUAGCAACAAACCUCCACCCUCGGUAGAAGAAUCACACGUGGAUCCCCACAGUGGUGUUCACUUUCAGGAGAUAACGGCCACUAUUUCCCGGGAUCUGGUGUACGAGUACUUUGGAAAACCGCCGUUUAAGUGUGAAUGCCACGCGUGGUCACCGCGGGGGAAAACUAUCAGCCAACCGGCGUCAAUUGUUGUUGCAUACAUUAAAAAGAACUUCAUCCUUCCGACGACGCAAUUGCGUGCUGAAGCGGGAGAAAAGUUGGAAAUUAAAUGCACUGCCCCGAAGGGCUAUCCGAAGCCUCAAAUCACGUGGUUGAAAAACAAUUUUACUCUCGCCAGCAGUCCGCUGCUGUCCUUCACGUCCGAGGGCAGUAUCACGAUAAAUGGUGUAAAACUACAGGACAUCGGAAACUAUACUUGCGUCGCGGAGAACAUCGCCGGAAAACGGACAGCAGAGCCGAUCGAACUAAUCGUUUACGUCAACGGCGGCUGGAGCCAGUGGAGCGCCUGGCUGGAGUGUCGUUGCCCCGGGAAGCCAGUGCAGGGGCGAAAGCGAACCAGAACGUGCAGCGAUCCGAUUCCACUGUAUGGUGGUGCUCCCUGCGAAGGGCCGAAUCAACAGAAGACGGCGGACUGUGUCACUUGCCCCGAGGAUACUCAAAUUAUCACACCCAACGGAUUCGAGGAUAACACCUUCGUUCGCCGCUGGUCGACGUGGUCUAUCUGGAGCGCCUGUUCCUCCAAAUGCAUUCAAAUUCGACGGCGCAUCUGUCGUACCCAGAACCUGGAUUUCUACGAUAAGGCACUAGUGAAGCAUCAUCAACAGUUGGCCGCCCUUAUGGAUGAUCAGGAUGAGCAUGGCAGUAGUGCCUUCGGUUGCCACGGCAAGGAUACGCAAACGAUCGUGUGCCGCGGCGGAGAGUGCAAAAUUGAUGAUACAGCUUCCGACUGGAUCUUCUAUCUAGGUCUAGGUUUCAUCGUAACGUUGUGCAUCACAUUUUUCGUGUUUCUGAUCCAAUUCAAGCGGCAUCGUCAGAAGCUGCCAUCGUACAGCAUCUCCCGGACUGCACCGGAUCAGCAUACCUACACGCACGAGUUCCAGAAAAAGCUCACCUACAACUCGACGAAUACACCGGAUAUUAACAUUCGCGUCAACAACUAUGAGUAUUCGAACGGGAGCACCAUGGAAGCGCCGAAAGUUCCCGGCCAAAAUGUACCGCUUCUGUUGUCGCGGUCGAUUUCCACGGAACAUCACUAUGACGAACCGCAGUUCACCUCCAGCUAUUCGACACCCAUCGACAACAAAAAUACCGAGAACACUAAUCACUAUCACCAGCAGCAGCAGCAACAGCAACAGAAGCAGCAUCUGCAAAAGCACUAUCAUUUGUAUCACCAGCAUCACCCACCCACGCCUCCGCACACCAUCCUGAAAGGACAACUGCAGGCGCUCUUGCCAUUGCAGCAGCCACCACAGCAACAACAACAACAACAACAGCCACAACAGCAACAGCAACCACAGUCACUGUCGGGUCAGCCCGCGCAAAAGGGCGGACAAUACAUGAGCAGCGAAUCGUUGGCGACCACCAGCAACACCAACACAUCCAACUCCACAUACGCCGUAGCCACGACAGAGUCCCUCGAAACGUCCAGCUCGAACGAAGCGAUGCACAAGUCGAGCAGCAUGCGUCAGGUUGUCACAUCGGACGGAGGUUGGCUCGAGCUGGAGCACCUGCAGACGUCCCUUUCGAUUCCGGAGGGUGCCCUUCCAGAGACGCUAAAAAUUAACGUUUUCCUAGCCGUCAUGUACGACUCCAAGGACACAAUUCUAGUCGAGAAUCAAAUCACCCACAUCAGCCCGACGAUUGUUUGCGGACCUGCGAAAAGCAACUUCGCUAAACCGCUAAUCCUCAAAGUACCGCACUGCGCAGAGGACAUAAGCAAUUGGAAGAUCUCACUGUUCUACAAGGAAGAAGUAACCAACUGCUGGAAGAAGAUAGCCUCCUCCGAAAACGACGUCCCCAGUCCGCAGGCAUACAUUCAGUUGGAUCUAAAGAACGCAUACAUUAUGACGAGAAAACUAGGCAAGUACAUCCUAGGAGGGGAAAAUCUUUCCCCGGAAGUGACGGUUAUGAAACGACUGAAAAUCUACAUGUUCGGACCCAGCCGUAAACCGGAGACAGAUUUCAACAUUCGUGUGUACAUCCUGGAGGACUAUCCCAGCGCGUUGGAACAUUGUUCCAUAGUCGAGAAUCGUAUGGGUUACUUCAUGAUCGGUCAGAGUUCUCCGUUUCACUUCGAGAACAACAAGCAGAACAUGAUCCUGCGCAUUAACUGCUCCGGUGGGUGGGUUUCGAAAGCCGAUACGGCCGUUCAGAAGAUACCGUUCAAUCAUGUCUGGAAGAAUAUGUCAAUUUUACACUGCGAGUUCUUGCUGCAAAAGUUGGUCAACGAGUUGCCCUGUCUGCGGGUGGAGCUGUCCGCCGAGCAGGAAAACGGGACGAAGGUUCUCAUUACGUCGGUGGCCUUUUCGUGAUAGUACAUCCAGCGAGCGCUAGAGAAACUGAUGACGAUUUAGCGAACGAUCGAGCAAAAUGCGUAUUCGUAAUAGUAGCCAUUAUCGGUAUAGUGAUAUUAAAACCAAGUAAGAGUAAAAAAUAAACAGUUAGCUGUAUGUAUAGGAUUAUGCGGUACGAGUAUUUAUUGUCGCAUUUAGGGCAGACUUAUAUGGGCUCUGCGUGAAAUCGAAAAUUAAGAACAAAAUUGUUGGUAGACGGUUGUAAUAAUUUGUUAAAAUAGAAAUCUUACCCUCUGCGAUGAUAUUUUGUAGUGAACAAAGUCAAAAGUUGAUGAUAAUAGGAAGUGAGAAAAAACACACAUGAAAAAAAAACGUUCCACAGCAUUGCAUUGAAAAAUAUGUAGAUUGAAAUCGUAGCUAUUUCCUAAGACUGAUUGUGAGUAACAAUAAAUAAAGCGAUUGAAAGCAGUAGUGAUGAGGCGAU